Messenger RNA from Austrofundulus limnaeus, 416 nucleotides. RefSeq lists its product as uncharacterized. The record is from RefSeq and is a predicted model, not a curated record. Gene Ontology annotation, molecular function: nucleic acid binding; RNA-DNA hybrid ribonuclease activity. NCBI's taxonomy places the organism in Eukaryota, Metazoa, Chordata, Actinopteri, Cyprinodontiformes, Rivulidae.
GACAAAGACAAACCUGUGGUGGCCUACGCCAGUAAAACAAUGGCAGGCCCUGAGCUAAAAUACUCAGACUGUGAGAAGGCCCUACUGACCACUGUGUGGGCAGUAAAACACUUCUCUAACUACAUGGGCGGACAAAAAAUCAUUGUGGAAACACAACAUCAGCCAGUGACUUUCCUAAACAGCCAACGCAUCAGGGAUGGCGUAGUGACAAACUCACGUGUGGCCACGUGGCUCAUGGCACUACAAAGUUUUGACAUAGACAUCCGCUAUGGACAAAACAAAAAAUCCCAUCUAGGAACCGACUUGGCAAUCUGCCAAAGCUGUACACAAGAUGUACCAGCAACAGAUACGCCAGUCGACAAAAAGCCUCAAAUAAGUGAGGAUCCAAAUCAACACUACUUUGAUGCUAACAUCUG